AUGGCUUCUUCUUCUUCUGCUUCCUCCUCCUCCUCCUCCUCGUUUUUCUACACGCCGGUCAAUUUUGUUAUUUCGGUCCGCGACCUGCUCCUCUUCCACAAGGCCGACCGCGCCGCCUACGACCGGUUGGUCACCCUCGGCACCUCCCCCACCGUCGCCCGCAAUGUCGUCGCCCUACUCAUGUGGCUCGAGAACACUGGCAUCGACGCCCUCGCCCACCUCCGCCUCCACGCCAGUAACCCCGCCGUCGUUCUCCGCCUCGUCGCUGACGCCGAGGCCAUCCUCAAUUGCGUUCGCAGCGACGGGCCCCCACGCCAGCCCCCCGCCCUAGGAGCCCUCGGCGCCAUCCCCCUCAUCGCCUCCCUCGCCUCCCACCCGCUCGACCUCCACUUCUUCCACCGCCACCGCGAUGCCGCCGUGCAGGGCCUCACCUACCACCUCAUCCGUAUCGGCCCGGUAAUUUUCCACGACGGCCUGCAAGCCACCUUGACCUCGUACGACGCGGCGGAGGCGGAAGCCCGCAGGCGGAACCUGUCGCCGCCUCCUCUACCGCCGGAGCUGGCGAGGCCCUACAUGGACGCCGUCGCGGAGCUGUCGACGGCGGCGGAGGACGAACGAUCCAUCUUCAUCACCUUCUCCAGGGGAUAUCCUCUGUCCCAAGGGGACAUCGAGGAGUACUUCAGUAGUAAGUGGGGAAAGUGCGUGGAGAAAGUGACGGUGGCGAGGUCGGCGUCGGCGGUGGCGCCGGUGUACGGAAAGGUGGUGUUCAAAAACGUGGCCUAUCUGGGACUGGUGCUCAACGGCAUGGACCUGGUCAAGUUUACUAUAAAGGGAAAGCAGAUGUGGGCGCGCAAGUACGAACAGAGAGGGAAUAAUUGA
This is a messenger RNA of Zingiber officinale, 879 nucleotides long. RefSeq lists its product as uncharacterized. The coding region runs from base 1 to 879 and encodes 292 amino acids. Lineage: Eukaryota; Viridiplantae; Streptophyta; Magnoliopsida; Zingiberales; Zingiberaceae. The record is from RefSeq and is a predicted model, not a curated record. The transcript has 2 exons.